UUGGUUCAGUCGAGUCAGAUCAGUCCUUGGGAAGGCGAUUUUCUCUCCGCGGUGCGCGUUCUUUCGGUGGGCCUUACGUCGUCGCGCUUAUUAGCCCUUUUUUCACCUCUUUUCUCCCCUUUUCCUAUUCCCCCUCCGCACCCUUCACCCUGUCCUUCACCCUGGUUAACCGCCACCCCGCAUGUGCUUUCUUCACCCCUCCCCCCUUCACUCGGCUAACGUUUACCCCGAGGCGAGAGUGAAAGAGAGAGAGACAGAAAGAUCGCAAGAGCGCGCGCGCGCGCGCGCUAGCUAACCCGUUGUUGCGCUCGUGAGAUUGCUCCUCGCGAUCGGCGAACUCGAGCAUCGCGAUCGCGUGAACUUCCUGACGAUUUCCGCGAGAGAUAUCGCGAGUCCGGCGAGCGCGCGAACUCGAAGGGUGAAUCGCGCGAAGCCGAGACCAUCUCUUUCUCUCGAGUGUCUCGGUUACUAACUCGUUCGGUCGGAUCGGUACCGCCGCGAGGGUACACACGAGGUAUUUACGCGUGUGCGUAUGCGUAUCGUGAAGCGUGUUCUUGUGCAUUAGGCAUUGCAACCCUCCGUCCGUCCGCGUUUCUGUGCAGUGUUUGUAUUGUCCUUGGCGUUCUCUCACAAUAUAUCUCGAGCCAGUGAUAAUAAAGUCGUGGAUUUUUUUCCGGAGAAUCCGAGAGUGUUUCGCGACAGAGCGAGCGUUGGAGGUCGUGCCGAGUGUCUCGCUUUUGCCAUCAGUGAACGCCGUAAGGUUUCGUCGUGAUAUACACGUCGUGAGAAAAAAAAGAGAGAAAAAAAACAUCACUGCGCGAUAUGACAGAGCGUAGGGACGAGCCCCGGAGCACGUGACAUAGGUAUGCCCGGAGCGAAAAGGCCGGAAGAGGAGAGCAGCAACAGCAGCGAUAGCGGGUGGAAGAUCUCGUCGCGGAAUCCCGUUUUCGGGAAGACGGCAAGCAGAAUCUGGUCGCAAUCGAGUCGAUAAUCGGAAAAGCCCGAAGAAACGUACGGCGUGCUCGCAUGAGCAUCCGCAGACGCGUUUCGCGAGGCGCGGCUCUCGGCGGGUCACUGCCCUCUCUGUCGGGUGAAGUCUCCUCUCGUGUACACUUGACUUUCAGCGGCGAGGGAAAGGAGGAGAGAAGGAGGAAAGGACGAGGAGAGAUAAGGGGAGAGAGCGAGAGAAAGAGAGAAACGGACAUAGAAGGAAGAAAGAGAAGGAGGAGGAGGAGGAGAGAGAGAGAAAGAGAGACGGAAAAGAAAGCACCCACCUUCGGGUGCGCGGGUUUAAAUCGGGACCCUGGUCUAGGUGGGGAAGGGAAGAGAAAAGAAAUGCGUCGGGUAACCGGCGAUUCACGUUGUCGCACGCGCGAUUAAUCUCCAUCCUUAGAAUGUCGCGUGUACAAUGCGCCGGUACUACGUAGACGUGAAGGACGAGAUUAUCACCGGCCACCAUGAGGAGGAAGAACGACAGGUAGUGCGUACGCGGAGCGCGCAUUUUUAUGCCGACGAGUCGUAGAGGGUUUUGGCUAAGGCAGGUGGGCGUGUCGCGGGACAAGAAGAGAUGAUCAUAAGGAGAUCGAUGGUCCUAGCCCUGCUCCUGGGACUCCUGUCGGUGGAGCAAAAUGGCGGCCAGGUCGCCGCCGGCGACCUGGAGCGACGCACGGCAUCCGAGGCUUUUGCGCGCAACCUACCUCAAAGGGUCACGCGCCUGGUGCCACGUAGGUCACCGAUGUUGCCUCAGGACAGCGCUGCGAUGGGCUUGGCUAUGCAGAGUAGAGCGGUCGACACGAGGGUGCAGCUGGAGAUCAAGGAAGGUGAACCCAGAGGAACCUUGGUCGGCCAGAUACCUGUCAAGCCUGACUUCACGUACAGAUUCAACGAGCCACCGCAGGAGUUCGUGCUCGACGCGGAGACCGGCAAGAUAAGAACGGCCAAGGUGCUCGACCGAGAGGCGCUCAGCAGCGAUCGCUUCGACCUGGUCGUGCUCUCCAGCCAACCGACUUAUCCGAUCGAGGUGCGGAUCUUGGUGUUAGACAUCAACGACAACGACCCGGAAUUUCCAGAGCCCAGCAUCGCGGUGAGCUUCUCAGAGUCCGCCGUAGCAGGCACCAAGCUGCUGCUGGACGCCGCAACGGACAAGGAUACACCGGAAAACGGCGUCUUGGAUGACUAUUACAUCGUGGACGGCAACACGGAUGGGAAAUUUCGUCUUCAGGUCACCGGCAAUCCUACCGGUGAGACCUCGUAUCUUCAUCUGGAGACCACGGGCAAACUAGAUCGCGAGCAGGUGGAGUACUAUUCACUGAACAUCUGUGCUCGCGACCGCGGCCAACCACCGCGACUCGGUUAUUUGCUGGUAAACGUCACAGUGUUGGACGUGAACGACAACCCUCCCGUCUUCCAGCAGAGCGAUUAUGUCGUACCGUUGAACGAGAGUGCGCCGAUCGGCACGAAGGUUCUCACAGUGCACGCCACCGAUAAAGACUCAGAAGACAAUUCCAAGUUGACGUAUUACUUGCCGGACAACGAGCGAAAAUUCACCAUAGACCCGGAAACAGGUACGAUCAUCACCGCCGAGCCACUCAGGUGUCCUGAGCAGAUAUGCACCGUGUCUCGUCCGGGUGGUGGUUGUCCCAAGAGUUGCGUCAUAACGGUCUUUGCUCGCGACCACGGUUCACCUAGACAAGACGGUCGUACGUACGUAACGGUGAAUCUGCUGGACGCGAACGAUCAUGCGCCUGAGAUCAAGUUCACCUUCUUUCCGGCUGGUCUUCCGUACGCCACCGUCGACGAGAACGCCGUUAAUGACUCGAUCGUGGCGGCGGUCGCAGUGGUUGACGUCGAUGAGGGCUUGAACGGCGACACCAGCGUGGAAAUACGUGCCGGCAACGAGCUCGGCCACUUCCGGUUGGAGAGCACGAUGGCCUUCUAUAUUGUGCGUGUCAAUGGUCGGCUGGACCGCGAGGAGAUUCCCAAGUAUAAUUUGACGGUAGUUGCCACCGAUAAAGGUACCCCGUCCAGGUCCACGACGUCUUACCUCGUAAUCCAUGUUAACGACGUCAACGAUCACGAGCCGGUGUUCCAGCAGAGCGAAUACUCGGCGGUGCUGUCGGAACUGUCGCCGAUCGGUAGCUUCGUCGCUAGUAUUUCGGCUACAGACGCGGAUUCCGGAGUGAAUGCCAAGAUCAAUUACGACUUCGCCGCGGGUAACGAGCAACACUGGUUCGCCAUAGACAGCAAUACCGGCUUGGUCACCACUGUAGCCACCUUGGACCGCGAAGUUAAAGGCAGUAUCGAGCUGCACGUGUCAGCUUGGGACGGCGGGCCCAACCCCAAGUUCGCGGACACGUACCUGAAAGUCACUAUUCUCGACGAGAACGACGAGGCGCCGCGCUUCUCCGAGAGCAUGGUCAGAAUCACCUUGUUGGAGAAUACGCCUCCGCACAGUCUGGUGGCCACUCUCACAGCCGUGGACAACGAUCAGGGUACCAACGGCAGUGUCGCGUAUAGUUUCCAUCCCAGCGUCUCGCGUGAUUACCCCAACACCUUCGCGUUAGAUGUCCUGACCGGUCAGCUGACGACUAAGGUCGAUCUCGACCGAGAGACCAUAGGAGAGUAUCAAAUCUUGGUGAUAGCUAAAGAUCAAGGCACACCCGUACAGUCCUCGACCGCCACCGUGGUGUUGACUUUGGAGGACGUCAAUGACAACUCGCCUGUGUUUUACCCGUGGCAAUAUCUAAUGUCCAUCCCUCAAAACGCUGUCUCGGGCGCUGUACUGGGUAAGGUGAUGGCGACCGACGCUGACGCCAAGGAGAACGCGCAAGUGAGAUAUUCGUUGGAGUACGGUGGUGAAGGUCUUUUCGCGGUCGACAGCAGCACAGGCGAGAUCACUCUUCGGAAUACUUCCAGUGUCAUGCGUAAGACCCUGUACGAAUUGACCAUCUCGGCGAAGGAUGUCGGCGACCGAGUAGCCAUGAGAAACGCUAUCGUGGAGAUCCUUCGCAAUGAUGACUUGGAACACCUCGAAUUCAACAAAUACAACGGCUACGAGUUUAAAAUCUCCGAAGACAAAGGCGACUGCACCUCCGUGUCCAGCGGAUUCGGCAGAGAGAUCGGCACGGUACAGACUACGCUGUACAAAGACGCCAAGGUGAGCUACGCGAUCGUGUACGGCGAUUCCAAGGGCAACUUCAAGAUCGACCCAAACACCGGCACCAUCAGCACCGCUGGCUGCUUGGAUCGCGAGCAAGAGGCUUUUUACAGGCUGCAAUUGUGGGCGCGCGCUAAUUUCGCGUACGGUCGGACGAUCGUGAACAUCACCGUCGAGGACGAGAAUGAUAACCCGCCCAGGUUCCCCAAGGGCGAACGGGGCGACGAAAUUCUCCUGAACGAGAACGCAGCGGUCGGUCAGGAGGUGUGUCUAGCUCGUGCCAGAGACUCGGACUCUGGUGCAAACGCUAGGAUCGUUUACGCCUUGACGCAUAACCCCGGUGAGCAGUUCAGAGUUGACGAGAACUCUGGUAUCAUAUAUUUGGGUAGACCAAUCAGGGCACCACCCGGCACGGUUCUUCAUCUGGAGGUGACGGCAACUGAUUCGGGUCGUGACCCGUUAUUAGCUCAAUAUCAGGUCCGAGUGACGAUCGGCGAUGUGAACGAUCACACACCGGUGUUCAACUUGACCAGCUAUGAGACAUCCUUGGCCGAGUCCACGCCGGUGAACGAGCGUUUCUUCUCACUGACGGCCACCGACACGGAUGUCGGCGCCAACGGGCAAGUGUUUUACAGCGUGACCGAUGGCAACGGCGAAGGUCGCUUCGGGAUCUUCCCAGAUGGUCAGCUGUACGUGAAGAAGGAACUCGAUCGAGAAGAGCAGGAUUACUACGCCCUGGAAGUGACCGCUUCUGACCAAGGCGAGCCGUCCAGAAGUUCCGUGGUGCCGAUGGUGAUACACAUAAUCGACGAGAACGACAACGCGCCGGAGUUCACCAACAGCAGCUUCAGCUUCCAUCUGCGCGAGAACGAGCCUCCGGACACCUUUGUCGGCAAACUGCUCGCGACCGACCGCGACAUCGGCCGCAACGCCGACCUGAUAUUCUCGCUACCGACGAGCCAGCAGGACUUCAUCGUCGACCCGAAAAACGGCUUCAUCAAAUCGCUGCGCGUAUUCGACCGGGAACUACUCAUGACCAACACCGGUGACAGCUCUAUCACUUUGGAAGUCACCGUCACCGACAACGGCGUGAAUCGUCUGCGCGAUCGUGCCAAGGUCACCAUAUACAUCACCGACGUGAACGACAACGUGCCGCAGUUCCAACGCUUACCCUAUCGCGUCCAAGUGAGCGAAGGCGCCGCCAUUGGCACGCAACUGCUGCGCGUGUACACCACCGACGCUGACGAGGGUCUCAAUGGCGACGUGUUCUACUCCCUGGAGGACGGGAACCAGCACGGCCACUUCAUGAUCGACGAGGCCACCGGGCAGAUCUCGCUGGCGAAGGUACUCGAUCGCGAGACCUUCGACAGCUACGUGUUGACUGUCGUGGCGCACGACGCCGGCAUGGAGAGUCGUCUGUCCUCCAGUGCGACCGUCUACAUCGAGGUGCUCGACGAGAACGACAACGUGCCGCGUUUCGUCGACAAUAAGUCCAAGAUCUCCGUGCUCGAAAGCACGUCGACCAACACCGAGCUGCUGAGAUUCAAGGCCACCGAUAACGACCUCGGGGUCAACAGCGAGCUAGCGUUCGCAAUAUCGGCUGGCAACAGGAGAGACAUCUUCUACAUCGACCCGUUGACCGGCACGCUAUACUUGAAGAAGCCACUCGAUUACGAGGAGCAGGUGCGCUACACGCUGAACGUCACCUGCAGCGACGGCGGCCAUCCCAGACUCAGCUCAGUCACCAGCCUGGUCGUUCAGGUGAUCGACGCCAACGAUAAUCCACCGGUGUUCCCCAACACCGCGAUAGUACGUCAGAUACGCGAGGGUAUCCACGUGCGCACGCCGAUCGUCACCAUCACCGCCGAGGACCCGGACUCCGGCGAUAACGGGGUCGUCAGUUACUCGAUCCUCAGUCAAGACCCGGAGGAUCAAGUGCGGCGAUUCGGCAUCAAUCCCUCGAGCGGCGUGAUACACACGCUGCAACCGAUCGACCGCGAGGAGGUGGACACCUUCAAGCUGGUGGUGGUCGCUACCGACCGGGCCGAGCCGCCGAGCGCGCGGUUGUCCGCCGAGAAGCUGGUCAUCGUCAUUGUCGAGGACGUCAACGACAAUGCGCCGAUCUUCGUCAGCAUGUCGGCGGUGGUGUUGCCGAGGCACCUCGGCAAUCCGAACUACCCGCAGCACCAGCUGAACAAGUCCACCAAGGAAGUCGUGGUGGUUCAGUUGCUCGCGCGCGACCUGGACUCCAGCACCAAUGGCUUGGUGACCUACGAGCUGCUGCGCUCGAGCGGCAACUACUCCGACGUGUUCCGCAUCCACCGCAGCACCGGCUACCUCACCAUGAAGCUCCCGCGAGGCUCCUCCGCGAGGAACCCUCACUACCUGGAGCGCGCGUUCAAGUACCAGGUAGGCGUGCGAGCGACCGACGAGGCGGUCCAGGCGGAGCGUCGCUCGUCGGAGACCUACGUGACCUUGAUCGUGCCGAGCGAGGACGGCGACGAUCAGCCGGUGUGGGAGCACCGGGGUCAGCUCGAAGGCAGCGUGUACGAAAACGAGCCGGUGGGUACCAGCAUCCUGCGGGUGAGCGCGCGCUCCCGCCGCUCGUCCUCCAACCUCGAGCUCGAGUAUUACGUGACGAACGUGACCGCCGGCGGCAGCGGCUCCCAGGUCGACCGGCUCUUCGACGUCGACACGAGGACGGGCGUGCUGUCCACCGCGGCGGCCCUCGAUCGGGAAACCGGCGCGCAGUGGUACGAGGUGGAGCUGUACGCCAUCGGCCUCGGCGGCAGCAGGCCCAGUACGACGUCCACUAAAGUGCACGUGAGGGUGUUGGACAAGAACGACGUGGCCCCCACGUGGGACACGGGUCCGUGGAAAUUCAAUAUCUCCGAGGAGGCGCCACCCAACACCGUGGUCACCGUGCUCAAGGCCCACGAUCCGGACACCAUAGGCACUCUAACCUACACCCUGGUGCCGAAUUAUCGUCCCGAGUCGAACGGCAGGCUCGAGUCCGUGGACGACGACUACGGCACGGAGAGUCAAUUCAAGCUCAAUCCGACCACCGGCCAGUUGAGCCUCGGCGAAGCCUUGGACAGAGAAACUAAGGAGAAAUACCUGCUGAAGGUACGCGCCGACGAUGGACUGCAGCACAGAGACAUCGUGCUUACCAUACAGGUCACCGAUACCAACGACAACGCGCCAACUUUCCAGAGCACGGCCUACUCGUUCGAUGUCCCGGAGAACGUGCCGAGGGGUAGCCGCAUCGGAGAGGUCGUUGCGACUGACGCCGAUGCUGAAGGGCCCAACAGCCAAUUGAGCUACGUGCUGAUCUCCGACUGGGCGAACGACGUGUUCUCGUUGAACCCCAACACCGGCGUGUUCACGCUCACCGCGAGCCUCGACUAUGAGCAGGUGCAGCACUACAUCCUGGUCGUGCAAGCCACGGACGGCGGCGUGCCGGCGCUGUCAUCCACGGUGACGGUGUACUGCAACGUCGUCGAUCUGAACGACAACGCGCCCAUCUUCGAGGCCGGCCCACACGCCGCCGACAUCGUGGAGAACACGACCGUCGGCAGCCCGAUACUCACCGUGACCGCUCAAGAUCUGGACUCUGGUGACAAUGGCAGAGUCGUCUACGCCGUGAUCGGCGGCGACGACGACGGGGACUUCGGCAUGGCGGCCAAUGGCACUCUCUUCACGCGGCAACCGCUGGACCGUGAACGCAAGCCUCUCUACAACCUGGUGUUGAGCGCCACUGACAGCCCGUUGCCGCCCGCUCGUCCGCUCUCCUCCACGGUGCAGGUGACGGUGGUGUUGUUGGACGUAAAUGACAUGUCGCCGGAGUUCAUAUCGCCUACAAGGAUAUCGAUAAUCGAGAACGCGCCGAGCAACACGGUGGUGAUGUCAAUCAAGGCCGUCGACCGGGACGAAGGUCGGAACGGAUACGUCGAGUAUUCGCUGGAGAACGAUAGUCUGCCGUUCACGUUGGGCUCGGUGGACGGGCUGCUGCGCGUCUCCGGGCCAUUGGACCGCGAACGGACGUCGAAUUACACUCUGCAGGUCACCGCCAAGGAUCGCGGCGAACCGCCGAGAUCGUCGUCGAUCACCGUCACCGUCGCGGUGCUCGACGAGAACGACAACUCGCCGGUGUUCGACCCUAGGCAAUACUCCGCCACCGUAGCUGAGAACGCCAGCAUCGGCGCCAGCGUCCUCCAGGUGUCGGCGAUGGAUCGCGAUGAGGGUGCCAAUGGCAGGGUGCGUUACAGCAUCGCAAAGGGCGAUGACAAUCGGGACUUUACGAUUUCUGAAGACGGCGGGGUAAUCCGGGUGGCGAAGAACUUGAACUUCGAGCGCAAAUCGAGGUACCAUCUGACCAUCCACGGCGACGACUGUGCGGCGGAAGUCGGCGAGAAGUCUCGCCAUGAUACCGCUCAGGUCGACAUUACCGUGCUGGACAUCAACGACAAUGCGCCGGUCUUUCUCGAUUCCCCGUAUAUCGCGCACGUUAUGGAGAAUUUGGUUCCACCGGGCGGUUUCAUCAUACAGGUGAAGGCAUACGACGCGGACACGCCGCCGUACAACGACCAGGUGCGGUACUUCCUCAAGGAGGGCGACACGGAUUUAUUUCGUAUAAACGCGAGCACUGGCGACAUAUUUCUCCUUCGGCCAUUGGACAGGGAGGCGAUGUCCGAGUACACGCUCACUCUAGUGGCCAUGGAUACAGGCUCGCCGCCUCUCACCGGAUCGGGCAUCGUCAAGAUCAUCGUGCUGGACGUGAACGAUCACAGCCCGGAGUUCGCCAGGCAGCACUACAAGGCCACCAUGCUGGAGAACAUGCCCGCCGGUACGUGGGUCACCAAGCUGCACGCCACCGAUAAGGACGAAGGACUCAAUGCGAAGAUCAGGUACAGUCUAUACGGGGACAAGGUAGAGCACUUCAGUGUCGAUCCCGACACGGGAGACGUAUCCACCACGAUGUCUUUGGACCGUGAACAGACCGCCGUGUAUCAUCUCACCCUGCUGGCGCAGGAUUCGAGCCCGAUGGAGCGUGCUACCGCCGUUAAACUGACGGUCUACGUGCAGGACGUGAACGACAACGCACCCCGCUUCUCCAGUUCUCAAUAUACGGCCUACGUUCCGAGUGGGAUCAAACCCGGUGACUUCGUGUUCGGCGCGAAAGCGGUCGACGACGACGACGGCGAGAACUCGCGGAUCGUUUACCGGCUUCAGGGCAAAGACGCCGAGUGGUUCACCAUCGAUCUCGACAACGGCGUGGUACGCGCCACGCAGGAACUGGCCAGGAAUGAUCAGAUUAUUUAUCAGCUGCAAAUACAAGCGUCCGACUGCGGAGAUGAACCCCAGCACGUCACCACCGACCUAGUGAUACAUCUGUCGGAGCGAGAAUUGUUCCCCAGGUUUGAAUCAAGUAUCAGCACGAGGUUCACGCUACCCGAGGACGUGCCAGAAGGCACGCUGAUCACCAAACUGAAAGCGACCAUGCCGAAGAGCGGAUCUGUCAGUAAUCUGAUUUACGGCAUAGCUGGUGGAAACGUCGGAGAUGCCUUGAAAAUCUAUUCUCACACCGGCGAGGUCGUGGUGGCUUCUGGUUUCGAUUACGAGACAGCUCCGUACUACGAAGCUUGGAUAGAGGUGCGUGACUCUGAUCUACCGGCGCUACGCAGUGUACUCCAACUGCUGGUCAACGUCACCGACGCGAAUGAUAACGCACCCGUCAUGGAGGCGGCCAUUUACAACGCAACUGUGCUGGAGAAUGAGUACCCACCAGUGCCUGUCACUAAAGUAUCAGCGAAGGAUCGCGAUUCCGGCUUGAACGGUCAGGUCACUUACCAUCUAGUCAACAACUCUUUCGAAUCCUUCAUCAUCGACAACAGCACCGGACAAAUCGAUACCAAUGCCAAGUUGGAUCGUGAAGAGAUCGCAUUUUACGAGCUGAUCGUGGAAGCUCGAGAUCAAGGCCAUCCUCAGCUGACCGGUACUGCGACGGUACUGGUGACCGUGUUGGACAAGAACGAUAAUCCGCCGCACUUCACGCGACUGUUCAGCGUCAACGUGACGGAGAAUUCGGAGAUCGGCACGUUCGUUAUACGUAUUACCAGCAGCGAUCUGGACAUCGGCCAAAACGCGAAUGUCAGUUACAGCUUCACUCACAAUCCAGGAGAAAAGUUUACCAUCGAUGCCCUCAGCGGUAACGUAACCGUGGCUGGGCACCUCGACAGAGAGGAGCAAGACGAGUAUUUGCUGAAGAUCGUAGCGGUGGACGGUGCGUGGCGAGCAAAGACCGCCCUGACGAUCACUAUCCAAGACCAGAACGACAACUCGCCCGAAUUCGACGAGAACACCUAUUACUUCCACUUCCCUGAACUUCAACCGGCAGUGACUCACGUUGGUCAAGUUACAGCGAUAGAUCGCGACAAGCAAGGACCGAACUCGGCCAUAUCCUACAGCUUAUUGCAACCUUCUGACCUCUUCACCGUCGACCCAGCGACCGGGGACGUCUUCAGCAAGCGUACUCUGCGUUACAAACACACUCACCGACCGUCUUCGCCGGAGAACUUGUACUCGUUGACGGUGGUAGCGACCGACAACGGUAAACCACCGAUGUCCUCGCGCUCAGUGGUCUACGUGAGCGUGGUGGACGCCAACAACAAUGCACCUCGCUUCGAGCAUAGAUCCUACUUGUCGCCGGUGCCGGAGAAUUACAGUGUGAGCAAACGUAUCACCCAAUUGAUCGCCCGCGACGACGCCGACUUCGGCGUGAACGCCGAGAUAGAUUACACCCUAGUGAGCAUGAAUAUCAGUGCGAAUACCAGCGAUCUGUUCUCCAUCGAGGAGCGAUCUGGGUGGGUAUACGUGCACAAGAGUCUCCACGGCAUCGCUAUCAACACAGAGUUCCUGUUGACGGCCAUCGCUACCGACCGAGGUGUGCCGCCGCAGAAAGACGAGGUCUCGUUAACGUUGGUGAUCUCCGGCGAGAAUCAACAUGCACCUACCUUCGCGGCCGUCAGCUAUCAGGUGAGGGUGCCGGAGAACGAGCCGAUCAACACCACGAUCUUGACGGUGAACGCCUCGGAUAGCGACAAUGGGCCGAACGGCAUGAUCCGCUACAAGAUCUCAGCUGGAAAUGAGGGGAACGAAUUCCUCGUGCAUUCCAUCACAGGCGCGGUCACCCUACUAGAGCGCCUCGACUACGAUAUGGUGCAAGAGUAUCGGUUGAACAUCACCGCCACCGAUCUGGGUUUCGAGCCGCGGCAGGCAGUUGCUACCUUAACCGUGCACAUUUCAGACAUCAACGACAACCCGCCGAUCUUCAACGAGAGCGUCUACGAUGCGUAUUUACCGGAGAACUCGCCGCCAGACAGUUUCGUCUAUAAGGUGGUCGCUCAAGACAUCGACUCGCCCAAGAACGCCGUGGUGCAAUACAAGAUCCUCGGCGGCAAUGGCAAAGACCACUUCCGCAUACACAAGGACACCGGCGAGAUCACGUCGGACACUAGCUUCGACUAUGAGGAGGCCAACGAGUACAGUCUCGACAUCGUCGCAGCCAAUCCCGACUCCAGUCCGCAGAUGGUCGGCUUCACGACCGUUAGAGUGCACAUCACCGGGGUGAACGAGUUCUACCCGAAGUUCAUUCAGCCUGUCUUCCACAUGGACGUGUCAGAAAGUGCGGAGGUGAGCACAUCGGUCGGUCUAGUCCAAGCCACCGAUCAGGAUUCAGGCGAAGACGGUCGAGUGUACUACCUGUUCGUGGGUUCGUCCAACGACCGCGGCUUCACCAUCGGCUCCGAGACCGGUAUUAUACGAGUCUCACGACGUCUCGAUCGUGAGACGCAGAAUCGCGUGGUGUUGACGGUAAUGGCGAAAAACGGCGGCGGCAUUCGCGGCAACGACACCGACGAGGCGCAAGUGAUCGUCUCCAUCCAAGACGGCAACGACCCGCCUGAAUUCCUGCAAAGCUCCUACGAGGCCACUGUGUCAGAGGGAGCCGUCCACGGCACCCGGGUGCUCACCGUGCGCGCGGUCGAUAAGGACAUACGCCCGCAGAACAAUCAGUUCUCGUACUCUAUCAUCAGCGGCAAUCUUGGACAAGCUUUCAAGGUAGAUCCGCAGACCGGCGAUAUCGAGACGGCGAAGCAGCUCGAUCGCGAAACCGUGCCUACGUACGAUUUGACGAUUGGCGCGAUAGACACCGGUUCGCCGCCUCAAACCGGUACCGCGAUGGUGCAUAUCGAUCUGUUGGAUGUCAAUGACAACGGACCGGUGUUCGACCCGUCGGAGAUGAUCGGCUAUGUCAGCGAGAACGAGCCAGCCGGCACGAGCAUCAUGACCUUGAGCGCGACUGACCCUGAUCUGCCACCUAAUGGUGCUCCGUUCUCAUACCGGUUGAUCGGUGGAAGACAGAGCGACAUGGUCACGUUAGACAAGCAUUCCGGAAUAUUGAAAACCACCAAGAGCCUCGACAGGGAAACGAUGCCGCAACUAGACCUCGUGAUCGAGGUUGAGGAUUCGGGUAUACCUCGAAUGAAGAGCGAGCACACCAUAACCGUGAUUGUCACCGACCAGAAUGACAGUCCGUCUACGCCGAGGUCAGUGCAUGUGAUGGUGUAUUCUUUCAACGGGAAGACUCCUCUAGGAAAGAUCGCCGACGUGCAUCCGAACGAUCCGGACACCACCGGCGUUUAUAACUGCAGGAUCAUCUCGGGCUUGAGUACGCGCAGUCUCACGAUUCCCACUGGCUGCGAUCUGCACACCAACAAAAUUACAUCAGGAAUCGGCUACUCGUUGAGCGUCUCCGGUAAUGACGGACAACAUUCCGAUGUCGUCUCCAAAGUCACCGUCGAGUUCCUCAUCUUCUCAAACGCCACGAUCGAGAACAGCGUAACCAUGAAGAUCUCCAAAUUGAUCGCGAAAGAUUUCCUCAGCCAGUAUUACCGACCACUCUUAGACCUCCUGCAUGAGAAGAUCGACGUCGGCGACACGCUCACCAUCUUCAGCAUCGGCGAAAACGGGCCGGACCUGAACGUCCAUGUGGCAGUGAAAGCCUCGCAAGGAUAUCGCACGAAGUUCGAAGUCACGGAUCUGCUGACGCGCAAUCGCGACCAAAUCCAAAUGUUGCUCGAGGGUAAAUCUUUCACCGUCAGUUACUCCCCGUGCAAGCACACUCCGUGCGAGAACGGUGGCAGUUGCAGCGAUCGACUGGCUAUAUACGACGACGCCAGGAUCACCGACAGUCAAGCGUUGAUCCUGACGUCACCCAGAAUAUUGCACGAAAUGGCCUGCAAGUGUCGGGACGGCUUCACCGGCGACAGGUGUGAGAAGAGGCAGGAUCCGUGUUCGCCGAAUCCUUGUUCGCUGGGAGGACAAUGUCGACGUUUGGGAUAUGACUUCCAAUGUAUCUGCCCCAUCGAUCGCGACGGCAAGCUGUGCGAGCUCGAGAGAGGCGACGUGUGUGCCAGCAAUCCGUGUCGAAACGGCGGCUCAUGCAGAAAGAGUCCAGACAGCUUCAGCUUCUUCUGCCUCUGUCGAGCGGGCUACAGAGGCAACCACUGUGAGGCGGUCACCGACUCCUGUCGCCCGAAUCCCUGCUUGUACGGUGGCUUGUGCGUGGGAGAGAAACCCGGCUAUCGAUGCAGCUGUCCGGAGGGUCGCUACGGACGGCACUGCGAGCGAUCGACCUUCGGCUUUGACGAGCUGUCGUACAUGGCAUUCCCAACACUGGACUCCAACACGAACGACAUCACUAUCGUGUUCGCUACUACGAAGCCGAACGCGCUGCUACUGUACAAUUACGCACCGCAGAACGGCGGUCGCUCAGACUUCGUCGUACUCGAGCUGAUGAACGGCAGAGUAGUGUUCUCCUACGGCGGUGCCAGGAGCGCGAUCACCUCCGUCACCAUCAAGGCCGGGAAGCCGGUGUCGGAUGGCAAGUGGCGCAAGGUGACGGCCACUAGAAACGGCAGGGUGGUCUCGCUUAGUGUGUCCGUCUGCAAGGAACACGGCGACCUCUGCGACGAUUGCAGUCCCAGCGAUGGUACUUGCUACGUGAACGACGUGGGCCCGACCGGGAGUUUGAACUUCAACAAUAAUCCUCUGCUGCUGGGUGGCUUGGAAAAUGCCGACCCCGUGUUAGAACGUCCGGGUCAGGUGCAUUCCGACGACUUUGUCGGUUGCAUUCACUCGGUGUCGAUAAACGGCAGAUCCCUAAAUCUGACGAAUCCAAUCGCGUCCCGCGGCGUAAAGUCCACAUGCAUCAGAUCGCAGAAGAAUCCUUGUACGAAAGACGAGGAGAAAGCGGUGUCCGUAUGUAGCGCGGGUUCUCAAUGUUACGACAAGUGGCACCAAGUGAUGUGCCAAUGCGGAUCCUUGACGGCGCCCAACUGCCAAGGCGCCUUAGAGCCCGUUACAUUAAGCGAGGGUGGAUUUGUGGAGUUCAAGGUGUCGGAGAAACAUAGAAGAAUGCAGUUGUUGGAGUACCUCUACGGUGGCUCCACUAUAUGGCACGAGAAUCGCGUGAAACGCGAUGUCGCCGGAGACACCAGCUUCAUAGCAAACCCCUCGCCGUUGAAGACGAUCGGUCUGAUGUUCAGAACUGUGAAACCCGAUGGAAUUCUCAUAUACGCCGCUACCAAUAAACAUUUUACAUCUAUAGAGCUUCGUAACGGACAGCUGAUCUACAUGUCGUUGCUUGGUUCACCGGUAAAUAUGUCGGUUAACGUCGAGGGUGGCCUUGCCGAUGGGCACUGGCACAACCUGACGCUCUAUGCUUACGCACGAGGACUAAGACUGCUAGUCGACAGUGCCCUAACGGGCGACGAGCUCGACUUGGCGGGUGUUCACGAUUUCUUGGACCCUUACUUAUCCGUCCUAUCGAUCGGCGGGGUCAGCCAAGACCUUUAUUACGCUCACAGCGCUGGCGCGAGGAGCUUCGAAGGAUGCUUGGCGAACUUCAGCAUCAACAAUGAAGUGCAGCCGUUCAACGGGUCUGGUUCCAUCUUCAAGGACGUAAUCUAUCAUGGCAAAGUGAGCACCGGCUGCAGAGGGCCGAUUGGCAUCAGCGCGGCUGUCGACGCGGAUCCGCUCAGCAUCGGCAUCACCUUGGUGAUCGUCUUUUUCGUCAUACUGCUGAUCGCAAUCCUCGUGAGCUUCAUAGUCUUCCGACUGCGGCGACAGAACAAAGAGAAAUCGGCACCUUCAGUCGUCAAUAAAAACACCAACGCUAUCAUCACCGGCAACCCGCUGGUCGGCGCCGGUAACGAUAAUCUCAUGUCCCGCCAUGAGAACACUUACAUCUCCGACACGUCGGAUUUACGCGGCGUGGGUCACAUGGGGCCCGAGCUCAUCUCUAAGAAGUACAAGGAACGCGAGAUCAACUCCACCGCCGAGCAUCGGCCUCAACGACCGGACAUCAUCGAGCGGGAGGUGACCAAGUCGCCGCCUAUUCGCGACGAGCACCCACCGCUACCGCCACCUGCUCAAACCUCUCUUCACUCUCACGAACACAAUCCAGAACCUGAUAUACCGGAACACUAUGACCUGGAGAACGCCAGUUCCAUCGCGCCCAGCGAUAUCGACAUUGUGUACCACUACAAGGGUUACCGCGACGGAAUGAGGAAGUACAAGGCCACUCCGCCUCCUAUAGGUAACUACAGUAAUCACCACAAACACACAGGACAACAGCAUCGUCACACUGGUCCCUUCCCACCGCGGACGAUGCCACCUCCCAACGUGAACCAACCGCCUGGGUCAGCGCCCAAGUUGUUGCAGAGUACCCCUUUGGCGAGACUGUCGCCGAGCAGUGAGCUGUCCGCGCAACAACCGCGGAUUCUCACGCUUCACGACAUCAGCGGCAAGCCGCUACAGAGCGCCCUACUGGCCACCACGUCGUCGUCGGGCGGUGUUGGCAAGGAUGCGCUCAAUUCCAACAGCGAGAGAAGCCUGAACUCGCCCAUCAUGAGCCAACUAUCGGGCUCGACUGCCAGCAGGAAAGCACCGCAGUCCAACAACGAGAACUCCGUGAAUAAUGUAUCGUCAGGGCCGAUGGGUCUCACUGCGGAAGAGAUCGAGCGGCUGAAUUCCCGGCCGAGAACGUCCAGUCUGGUCUCCACGUUGGACGCAGUAAGCUCCUCCAGCGAAGCGAGAGGACCGCCCGCUCACGGGCCUCUUCAUCAUCAUCGACGCCACACGCCGCCGGUGGAGAGGCUCGAGCGACGCAACUCGUCGACCACCGACGAGAGCGGCAACGACAGUUUCACUUGCUCGGAAAUCGAGUACGACAAUGGCUCGUUGGUUGGCGACAAGCGAUCCGACAACCUCUUCGCCAAGCAAGACGACGAGGAGGUGAGCCAACGUAACAACGAGUCGGCACAGUCGACGAAGCCGCCGUUGCCGCCGAACGUGAACUACGACGGCUUCGACAGCUCGUUCCGUGGCUCCCUCAGCACCCUCGUCGCCUCGGACGACGACCUGUCGACCCACAUGGGCGCGCUCUACAGCAGCAGGCACGCCACCAACGGCUCGCCAGCCCUCACCGAGGACUACCUCAGCUGGGACUACGUGCUCAACUGGGGACCCAACUUCGAGAGCCUCGUCGGUGUCUUUGUCGACAUCGCCGAGCUCCCGGACAGCGCCAGUCGAGUGCCCAGCACGUUGCGAUUGCCGGCGAACAUUCCCAAGCCAUCCGAGGAGUACGUCUGAGAGGAUCACAGAGAGACGAUGGAGACGGUACUUGGAACGGCUACUCGCCAGGACAAUUCAGUGGACUGAUAUUUAGUUUAGUGAUGAUCGCGGAGCUGUCUCGUCGGGAAAGCUACUCGUGCCGAGAAGUCCCGCGGGAUCCGCGAUUUAGCAAUGUUGAGUCGCCACGGUAAUUCUCUUAGUUGAUUGACUUAGUCGACGAACGUGUUUCUAGUUCGGACUCUGCAAUUGUCGCCGGUCGAUAGUAUUAAUAGCGAGCAGUUAGUCGCGACGUCCGAUAUCCGGUUCGGAGGAACCUAAAGGAGAAGCUGCCUCGAGAAGUCGAGGCCUCGAGUCCUCCAUAAGAAGAAGAAGAAAUGGUUGCAUCAUAACCACAACAAGAUGCCGGCCGCAUAUCGAACGUGUGAUCAUCUUGCCAUAAAAAGUGUAAAGAGGGGAAUUCUCUUCCCCGCCACCCUGCAAUGAACAGACUUGUUCGGCACACACACUCUGGGGACACUCUGUUAUUUCGUAUUGCGUAUCUAAUUAUCCUGCGAAUUUGUAAAUAUCGAUUAACGCGUGUCAAAGAAUCAAAAACGCGACUCCCAGUCGUCGAAGUGCGCGACACGUCCACCUUCUAUUGUAUGAUCGAUCGAACUGUAAGCAAAGAGAGAAAGAAAGAGAGAAAGAGAGAAUUCUCGCGCAAUCUGGAAUGUUAAACCAAUAAACACCAACUAACACUAACAUUAUAUUGAUAUUAUAAUUUCCCAUAGAACGAUGUAACUGUUAUACAAAUAUGUUAUAUUGCGCUUACAUUAUUGAGUGCGAAGUUAUAACAUUGAUGUGAUGUCACUGUUGGUGUUUACUGGGUAACACUGCGUAACGUUCCGCGCACUUGGAGCGAUCGUAUGCGAAAAUCUCCCAGUUGAAUGUAUAUUCGCACAGAAUAUACUCCAAUUGCGCCGAAUGUCAUCGUAGUUGCAGCGAGACGGAGAGACGUGCGACUGAGUAUUCAAGGCAGUUCAAUUAACUAUUAAAUAGUAACUUCUGUAUAUAUCCUAAGGAAAAUCCGUGCCAGAUACACGCUGGAUACAGUCGCACACGUCGCGUUAAUUAUCGAUUCGACGGUCGGUAAAUGUGAAAAGCAGACGCGGUACCCAGUAAAAAAUCAGUUAACAGUAACAUAUAUAUGUAUAUCUCACACCAAUAUUAAAAUUUCCCAUUCAACGAUGUAAUUGUUACAUAGAACACACGUUAUAUUGUACUUGCAUUGUUGAGUGGAGAAUUACAACAUUGAUGUAAUCACCCAGCAAACACCAAGUAACAGUUAGUAACUGCGCAUAACUGUUAGUUAUAAUUUCCUACUCAAUAAUGUUAUGUAACUGUUGUUGAGUAGGAAAUUAUAAUAGUUAUAUAAUUGUUACUUGGUGUUUACUGGGGAUACAUGACUGUUGGUCGAUAUUUAGCUGGAGUAGCCGCGAUCGGGCGUUGUGAAUUCGUAUGCUCAAUUCGUCCGUAUAUCGUUACAGGCAAUAAAAAAAAGGUAAAAAAAGAAAGAAAUAAACACGAGACGCGCCCUGCGGUGUUCCUUGAGAGAAGAAGCCGCCGCGAGAUUCGCGCAAAGAGACCGCCAGACUGAUCCUUUUCUUUCCUCCAGCGCGCUUCGCGAUCGCGAAGCGGCCUCCGACGAAUCGCCCUUUCUAUAUAUCUUGUUGUAAAUUACGAGACUCGCCGUCAGUGCCCGUCUCAUUCCUGUAAAUAGUACAUUGUAAACGCGUGAAUUGUACAAAAGUGCGAAUGCGUGUGCGUGUGCGUGUGUGCCUGUGUGCGUGCUACUCUAUCAUCACGCGUCGAUCGUACUCGUAAUAGACGACAGAUUUGUAAAAGCUGCUGCGUGACUUCAUUCAUCCUUCUUCACGCAUCCUUGCCCGCACUCUAAUCCAAAGAAGCUCUACAAACGUGCUUUUCGUGGAUCUUUAUGCUAGAAAUGGAACGCACACCGGGAGACAAGCUUUUGACAUAUCAAGUUAUUUUCCAGGUAAUUGCUUGUUAC
Odontomachus brunneus is the source of this 18902-nucleotide messenger RNA. It is a transcript of the gene ft, whose product is annotated as cadherin-related tumor suppressor. Gene Ontology annotation, biological process: homophilic cell-cell adhesion. Bases 1568 to 16870 code for a protein of 5100 amino acids. Gene Ontology annotation, molecular function: cadherin binding; calcium ion binding. Lineage: Eukaryota; Metazoa; Arthropoda; Insecta; Hymenoptera; Formicidae. The transcript has 20 exons. The record is from RefSeq and is a predicted model, not a curated record. Gene Ontology annotation, cellular component: plasma membrane; catenin complex.